AUUCUGUUAGAGCGGCGAGUAAAACACAGCUGUCCCCUCAGGAUCGACUAUGUAAAAAAUCUAUAUUUAAGCCAACAGCAAUGGGACCACUGGAAUUCGAAAUUGCUUUGAGCAUUAUUCAGGUUUUAUGCCUCCCCUUUCGAUAUGUGACAUAUAUUGUGGGUGUUGUAACGGAACCGAGGCUGAUUUAUACAGAGCGGGAGUGUGACCAGAAAAAUGAAUUUUAUUGGGAAUAAUUGGACGCUUGCAUGGCGUGUUAUUACCUCCUGGUUAGAGGCUCAACAUGUAGCGGACUGUCAUCGUGUUUUCUUGGAAAUAUGCCACAACUUUCAAAAAGGAUAAACCAUAUUGAUGGUUUGAAUCUAGAAAGACGUUAAACACUGGGUUCUUCUGGCGUGUGGUAUGGCAAACACUUUAGGAAUCCGUAUUGUUCGACCGGUAACGCUCCGAAAGUUUCAACAACCUGAGAUCGACCUUUCAAAGGAACGCGAUACCAGCAGUCCGCUUUUGUCGAGCAACAGAGCGCGCUCUCCCGCUCAAGGGUUGACAGAGGAUUGUAAGCGAGGCAAGACGUGGAAUGCACAUCCACAAUCACAGCAGCCAAGCCCUGUAGACCGUAGCACGCAAACACACUGUACACACCAUAUACGACACACAGAUAUUUCUAUUCGAAGCACGGGGGCAGACGACAAAGUAGACAUGCCAGUAUCGUCUACUCUCACCCACUAUUCCUUGCACCAAAACAACCAGAAUUUCUCCAAUUUCGAUCGGGACAGCCAGAAAUCGAUGGACUACCCUGCACAUGGAAGAACUCUGACCAAUACAUCUACAUUUAACGGGAUUAAACAAUCAGGAUAUGACAUUUAUGGUGGAGAGUUAGAGUAUCGGAGUGGUGCGUCGAUUCCCGGGGGAGAUAGUGCGGCCGGUAGAGUUGGUGGCGGGGUUAGCUGCAGUGGACCUGUGGUAAAGCAGAGUGGAUCUUUGGUAGAUGAGUUCGGACUCAAAGAGGCGCCACAUAGACUUGGAUCUAGUAGCAAGGAUACCUACUCUAAGAUGACAAGGGCAGUGACACAGAAACCCGAGGGUAUCGGGGAGUCAUUGGUCUGGCUCAAACGAGAACUGAUGGAUCUACGCAACACAGAUCAGGAACUCACACGCACUUUAUUCACACUGCAAACGAAGAUCCGUGAUCUCAAGAACAAAAUCAACCAAGACGAAGCCGACGAUGAUGACGAUGAUUCGGAGAAGACCGAUUACCCGUCCAGCUGGUCUUCCAACGGGCAUCGCACUGACAGCUUCUCGACCCCAGGUUCGCAGAAAAAGCGGGGUGUUAACAUUAUCAAGGAGGAGGAGAACGAUGAGGAGCCGGUCAUAGAGGACAAACAAGUCAUACAGUUAAAUACAGCGGUCACUGUGACUCGUACCGCGAUCACCGAAGUCAACGCGGUCAACCCAGUAAAUGUGACCGCGGUUAACGGUAACUCUACGCAUGGAAACCUAAUGAAUGGCACAGCGGUAAACCACAACGCCGAAGGAUACAGUAGAAAUACAAAUAACAGUUUAGACCAGACAGUUAGACCACCUGUAAGUCAAAGGAAAAGUGUUACCUCAGAUGGUCUUAAGAACUAUAGCAAUUUGGAGAAACCAAAUCUUCCUCCUCCUCCUCCUCCUCCCGUAUCUGCCUCCCCUACCCCAUCGCUGAAGAGUGCGAGUAGCAGUGAAGUUGUAAAUCGGUUUGCUAUAAUGAAAGAAGAAAGUAAACGUGACUCAAUGUCCUCGUCUUCCUUUGUAUCAUCAUCGUCCUCGUCGUUCAUGUCUUCAUUGGAAGAACUUCGACUUCCAGACGUCUCUAGAGAUCACAGGUCAAGUGGUCGUAGCUUCGAUCGGAUGACGUUCGAAGAGGAAGAAGAGGAAUCAGAAGAUAUGGUUCACCAGGGAGGAGAGGAUAGUUCAAUGAAAGAUAACGAGCUUGAUAUUGAUGACAAUGGCAAUGAAGAAACAACUAGUGAUGACACCACCGAAGCUUCGAAACUGAUGGACUCGAUAUGGGCAGAAGUUGCUAUGUUCUCUUGAAAGCAAAAAACAAACACGUUUUGUUUUAAUGAAACCUUUUUCAAAUAUUUUGGAUGCAAACGGCCUUCGAACAAAAUUAAUGUGAGUCCCUACAGGGAGACGGAACAAACAGCAACGUUAACAGGGUUAGCACCACGCUGCUAUAUCUUCCACUGCUGUCUUCGUUUACACAUCAAAGACUGUUUAGUAUAAUUUGUAACAGUGAUCUUAACAUGUCUACAUGAAACACAGGGACCUCCUUUUCAACGGAACGUUUCGUUUUUUUUUUAUCGACAGUCGGUAUGUACGACUGCAUAGAAGAGAUGGUGCUGAAGCCAAUCAAAUAAUAAUACCAAUGAGACCGACACCAGACUAAGAAAAGACCGAGCAAAAACUUGCCCCAAAUGGCUAAAAAUCAGUCGGCUUGGAGUCGGUUUGGCGGUGGUUUGGCGGUGCGACUUUGGUAUAAAGAAAUGAUUUUGAACACUCUAAAGCUAAAUGUCGCACAAGUAUGAUUGCUUCCAUUAAUGAAAAGAAUAGGGAAACUAUUAGUGACGAGUAGUACAGUCGGCCUUCCUGUAAUCAUGUUAUACCUUCUCUGGCGUUAUGAUUACUAAAUACUCAUUAUCCAUCAUUCUUUGAUCGAGUUUUAAUGAAUGUAUAUCUUCGUUGAGUGGUCAUGUAAUAUGUGGAAAUCAUUCUUAUGCAAGUAGUAUCAUCUUGUACGAGAGACUGACCUGUAGAAUUUCUUCAGUUUCUACAGUCAAUAAUGAAUCGGUUCAAUGUUGAGUUCUGGUAACACAAAUUACAUGCUUUCCUCAAACACAUCCUAACAGAUUAAAUAUACAAUAAUAAAUGGCAUAUGAUGUGCCUACAUGUACUUACCUACAGUACACUUUCUUUUGGAACAUGUGGUUUUCACUAAGUUUUUGUCCUUCCAUUUUGCGGAUCAUAUCACCAUCAUACACUGAAGAUACCUUAUACUGUUUCAGAAUACAUUUUAAACAGUUUCACUCGAAUUGGAGUUUGUUUAUAUAUUUUGCCAGAACUCAAGAUUUUACAUACUUUUGUAAUAGGUCACAUCACUGUCUUUACUGUGUUUACUAUGUGGAAAUGUAUGUUGUAUUUCGUUUAUCCUAGCUGUGUGUGAAUCAAAGAGUAUCAAAGAUUUGAUAACAAAUGCACCAAAUGUAUUGCUCAUAUUGCAUGAAUGGCUUGUCAUGUUCAAGACAAGAUCCAUCAUAUUGUAUCGCGCUUCAUUAAAAAUUAUAUCUGCAGAAAUGGCUUUAUCUUUAAUACAACAAGUGAGUUUAACCAUUUCAAAAACUUUUAAUAGUUUGAGCGUCAAGAUCAUUAAAUUUCAUUAUUCAUUUGAUUACUUCUCUGCAACGUCCAUGAACGUUUGAAUUUAUUUAAUUUAAACAAUGCUCGCAUUUGCUACACAUUAAUAUUGACCUGUUCAGGGAGGUAACAUGUGACUAAGUUACAAUAUUGAACGUUCUAAACUGAAACAAUUAUUACAAAUUCUCAUAAUAAAAUGAGAAGGUGCCCCGUAAUAAGUAUGAUUAAUUGGAUAUCGCUUCUGGAAAGCGAUUCACACAUUUUAACGAUCAGUAACCUGGGAUGCCUCGAGUAUAUUUAUAAACCGAUGUGUUCUAUAAAAAAAAAUCGACUCAGGUGAUAUGACUUGUCCCGUCUACACAAAAAGGGCGUGGAUGUUCUCUUCGUAUACAGAAAGCAAAUGGCUUAUUAACCACUGCAAACUUUCAACAAAGCUCGAAGGGGUCCAAUGUAUAGUGUUUGAAUUUGCAGUGACGCAGAGCGAGUUAUGAGUGUAUGUUCGUACAGACUCGGGAAGGAGUCUCUAUUUUAGGGUUGAUGGGAUUAGCCAAGCCAUUAGUCGUCUAAUGUAGAACUUCCCAUGUCUCUGGGAAUCCAAGUUAACUCAAAGGAUAUGUUAUCAUUGGCUCAAAGCAGUGAUCUCUUUCUCGAUGUCCACGUGCUUCCCGUAAAAUGGCCAUUAAAUUUCAAGCUUUCUCAUGACAUUUCGAUUAGUCAAGAUACAUGUAUAAAAUGUCGAGAUGGAUAACUGUCAAUCUGUCCUUGAUAAAUGACAGCACAAAUAGUGUACGGACGGACGGUGACUAGGGCCCCCGGAUAAUAAUAAAAGGGGUUUCCUCACGAUUCGUUGGCAUAUUCUGAUGUCAUAUGUUUCCAGUCGAGCUAUUUAUAUCUUGAGUUGUCGUCUGACUGUCUGUCCAUUGAAACUCAAUCUGCAGAAUAUUGUUAUUCUAUGGGAAUAGAUGGCGUGAUUUGAGCUGCUCAUAGUUAUGUUUAUGUGUAUGAUAGCUCUUGAAUGUUGCAACGUUUGUAUUAGUGCAAUAGACGAAAGAGGAAAAAUGAAAAAUUUGUAAUACACGAAUGAUCUGUCAAAUAUUUGCAUUUCUUUGGAUUAUGACUUGUGAGAAUCCACAAUCUUUUUCUUUUCAGUUCUUUUCAGUUACCAUGUUUAUGUUGCAAUUAACUUUUCUUUGUCACAUGUAUGCAUGACUAUUGACAAAGCUAUAGGUAAUAAUGUAUAGUAGAGGUGAUGUUUAUAUAAUUAUGUUCAGUACUCAUGUAAAUAGUAUAAAAUGCCUUAAUCGUUAUACUUUUAAUGAAUUAUGAAUAGAUAUUGAUAUGUUCACUAACACAACAGCAUCACCAGAUAACCAAAUAUGAAGAUAAUGUUAUGCUGCAUUGAUCUUCGUUAUACUUCCUUGAUGCAGCAUACAAAUAUAUGAUAUUAUGGUGACAAUACUAUUUUAGAAUUGUUUAUUCAUUAUAGAGGGAAAAUAUAGUUUUAUUACUCGCAUCGAAAUCUUGAUAACACAAAAUCAUUUCAUUUAUGUAAUAGCUUAUAUUGAGUCCUCUAAUCAAAAUCUUCCAUGCCGAUCUAUAUCCCGGACCAGCCAUUUUAGAUAUGGUAUUACAAUUUGAUCUUGAUAAUACAAGUAGUGAAAAGUAUUACAGUAUCUCCAACAUCUAUAUAUUGACCUUUGAGGUGAAUUAUAUAUUAUGUUACAUCACUCAGUCAUAAAUAUAAUGACCACAUACACCUACACAACACGCACAUAAAGAUAAACAAAAUUGAAUUGAAAAAUACCCCAACAAAAAUACUCAAUGCAUUACUCAGAAAUGACUGGCUGGUUCCAGGAAAGUAUUUAUUUGGUAUUGUUUAUUUUAAUCAGAUGUAAUUAGGUGUUAGAUCUGUCCUCUCCUCACUCUCAUGAAGCCAUAUUUUGUACCCAUGUCAAAUAGUGUUUUAUGUUUAUAAAAAGAAAAUCAGUUAUGACUGACUAUAUUCUAUUUGUAUUUCUUUGUUUAAUAAUCUGUACACAAGCUUUGAGAAAGACGUGUGUAGUCGAGCUCUCAUUCAUACGUAACCUCCUUAAUCAGUAAAGUAUAAUAGACUUGGUUUACUUUUUUGAUAUCCUGUUUAAAUUGUGUACCAGAAGGAGUAUCUAACAUGAAAAAUUAUUGAUAUUAUUUUAUGUUUUUCUUCUUUACUUUGAUAAAGAAAAUUGACUUUAUUAAAAUGAUUAUAUAGAAAGGAUA
Strongylocentrotus purpuratus (purple sea urchin) is the source of this 5649-nucleotide messenger RNA. RefSeq lists its product as uncharacterized. The record is from RefSeq and is a predicted model, not a curated record. Bases 403 to 2073 code for a protein of 556 amino acids. Lineage: Eukaryota; Metazoa; Echinodermata; Echinoidea; Camarodonta; Strongylocentrotidae. The transcript has 3 exons.